Messenger RNA from Cryphonectria parasitica EP155, 1236 nucleotides. RefSeq lists its product as uncharacterized. NCBI's taxonomy places the organism in Eukaryota, Fungi, Ascomycota, Sordariomycetes, Diaporthales, Cryphonectriaceae. Gene Ontology annotation, biological process: peptidoglycan turnover; amino sugar metabolic process. The coding region runs from base 1 to 1236 and encodes 411 amino acids. Gene Ontology annotation, molecular function: ATP binding; phosphotransferase activity, alcohol group as acceptor. The transcript has a single exon. The record is from RefSeq and is a predicted model, not a curated record.
AUGCCGUACAUAAUCGGACUCAACAGUGGUAGCUCAUUUGACGGGGUCGAUGCAGUGUUGUGUAAGAUCGACUUCGCGCCCGAUGGCCAUCCCUCACGCCCAAGCUUUGUCGAUGGUCUGACUGUGGACUGGCCAAACGACCUGCAGGCACAGGUGCUGUCUGCAUUCAGCAAUUCACUCACCAUCUUCGAGCUCUGCCGUCUGAACUAUGCCGCUGGCGCUCUCUAUGCUGAGGCUGCCAAUACUCUGAUAAAGAAGGCGGGGCUUAAGGCUGAAGACAUCGAGGUCAUUGGCUAUGACGGCCAGACCGUAUACCAAGAACCUCCAGAGAAAGAUCUCAUGGCCAAAUACACGCAAGACAGCACGGCUGGUCUCGUGGAGCGGUGGACCAAGGGCGGCUUUCCCUGUGGCCUUUUUAUUGCUGAGUCGGGAGUCGUUGCUGCCUUGACCCAAGUCACAACAGUCACACAGUUCCGACCCGUGGAUCACGCGCUGGGGGGCUCAGCCGCGCCACUGAUGCAGUAUCUUGAUUUUGUGGCCUUUCGCGACCAUGCGCCCAUUGCAACAUUGAAUAUUGGCGGCAUUGCCAACGUGCAGCUGGCUCAUACGGAUCGUCGUCAAAUGAUGGCAUUCGAUACUGGCCCAGGAAAUGUUAUGCUCGACCACGUGGUCAAGGCUCGCACUGGCGCUCUCUAUGACAAGGACGGGGAUCUCGCGGCCAAAGGAGAAAUAUUGCCCGCGCUCCUCGAACGCCUGCAUACUCACCCGUUCUUCAAGAGGACUCCUCCACGGUCCGCGUGGCGGUUGGAUUUCGGUGCCGAUUUUGCCGACGAUAUCCUGGCGCAGCACCAAACAGCAUCGACCGAAGACCUCGUGGCCACUCUGACCGCCUUCACUGCGGAGUCGAUCCGAAAAUCUGUCGUGGACAUAGUCAUGAAGAAAUCACCAAUCAAGCAGCUCGUCGCCAGCGGUGGUGGAACCCGUAACAAAACCCUGCUCGGUUGGUUGAGCGACUUGAUGGCGAAACACGGGGUAGAGGUUGUCCUCAGCGACGCCUAUGGACUCCCUGCGACGUACAAGGAGGCUAUCAAGUUUGCAACACUGGGAUUCGCCAUGAGAAAUCAGCUUGCCAACAAUAUUCCCGCUGCUGGUGGUGCUUCCUCGUACGCCAUUCUGGGCAAGCUAUCAUGGGCCCCGAGACUGGCAAAAAAUGCUGGGCCUCUGGACAAAGUGUAA